CUGGUCAGUGGAAUUGUGGGAUGCCCACCACAAGAAAUGAGAUGUCCCACCUUCGUGGUCCAUAACAGAAAUUAACGCAGUCGAUUGUCGGCAUCUGCGAAAAGUGUACACCACACGUGCGAAUAAAUAACAAAAUAAAAAACCAAGUUGCUUUGAAUUUUAAUGUGCCUUCUGUGAUAAUUAUCCGCUCUGUAGAAUUUUUAUUACUAUUGAAAGACUAAUAGUGUUCUGGUUAAUAUUUUUAGGUGAAGUGAAAAGGCCAUGUCGGCCGACACAUCCAAUUAUUCUCAAAUUCAAGAUGAAGAUGUUCUCAGGAAAAUGUGGCAAGAUACCGAUGAUUUCGGAAAGAAAAAAGAAAUAAGAUCGCAUAUGUAUAAGCUGAGAGAACAACGCCUAAGAGAAUUUUACAACGGAAGCGAAAUAUCAGAAUCGAAGACGACUACUACUUCUGGAAAAAUUACUCAGAGUUCCACUCAUACGGAUUCGCUGGUCGAUCAGAGUUUCCAGAGUUUUAAAAGCAAAGAAGUGAGAGAUUCAGAAUCGCCUACCAGAGAAAUUCAAUACAAAGUUCCAGAUAAAAUGGCUUCGAAAGAAUGGCAAGUUGAGUCCAGUAAAGGAACAAGUUUAGAUGGUAAAACUAAAAUGCGUUCGUCGGUAGCAACAGUAGAAGGAACACAAAAAAUAGAAGGGGGACAGAUAGAUUUUAGAGCAAAAUCUGAAAAAAUGUCCAAUGAGUUUCGAGACGCAAACGAAUAUUCAUCAACAAAUAGAAGUCAAACUUCUGCCUCCUCGCGUAUGGUAACUUCAAGCAGUAUGCAACCGGAGCACUCAGAGUUACCUAGUAAUUUACAUGGCGUUACGAAAGUAAUACGCGAAACCAAAACAUUACCAGAUGGCUCCACAGUUACAACAACCAGAUAUGACACUUCUGGUGGAAGUUCUCAAUUCACAAGUCAAUCUUCAACAUCUAGCCGACACACUUCUGAAAAUAUUAUUUCUAGCGGUAGCCAAAUAGUUGAAUUACCGGAAGAAGUUCAAGAACUCACUAAAAUCAAUACAGAAACCAAAACUUUACCUUACGUUUCCACGAUAACAUCAAAAACAUGUGACAACGUAAGUGACGUUGCCAAAAAUAACCUAAAAACUGCGCACACUACUUCUUCAAAGCGUGUCAUCAAUGAAAAGGAAUCCCUUACAACAAUUGCUAAAGAAACGAAAACAUUACCAGAUAAUCAAAAAUAUACAACAACAAACUACGAUGCUGUAAACGAUAGCAAAAACACAAUAAUUGAUGAUACGAAAACUAUACCUACGUCGUCAUCCAUUUUAACCACCAAAUCAUCAAAUGUUACGAAUCCUGAAUUGCCUAAUAACAUCCAAGGAGUUACGAAAGUUACUAAAGAGACGAAGACGCUCCCAGAUGGUUCUAUAAUGACAAUAACUAAAUAUGACACUCCCAGUGGUACAACCACACAUUCCGAAAUUAUAGGAAAUGUAAAAAUAUCUAAAGACCACAGCUCUGUACUAAGCAAAUCUUAUACAGACGAAGCUAUAACUACCAAUAAUCGUCAGAGCUACAAAAAGCAAGAGCACGAUCGACAAGUAGUAAAUGAGAAUAGACAUACUGAUAUGACUGAGAAUAAUCAGUACAACAAUACUGACAAUAAAAUCACUGUUGUAUCUACUACAGAGAAAACGAAUAAAGAUCAGUUAAAAGAGACCGUUAAUGUUACUAAGCAAAGGAUUGGAGAAACUGACGGGAAUAAAAUGUCUCCAACUAAAGUAGCUUCAAAGAAACAACCAACUAAUUUGGAUAACGAUGUUGAAAACGUAACUAUCACAAAACAAUACAAAAGUGAUAAUGUGAGUACGAAUAGUUUUAUAAAUAAGGAACGUCAACAGGAAGAAGUAACCAGAGAUAAAAAUAUCUGUGAAGUAGUUUCUUCAAAAGUAGAUGAUUCUCCACACCAAGAACCAAGAGUAAAGGAGACUUCGAAGCCGGAUUAUCAUCCUAGUAAGCCAACAACUGGUCAAUACGAUACUACGUACAAAACAGAUUAUACCAGCAGAAAAAUAAGUGUAGAUGUAAGUCCUACUCACGAUGCUUUCGCUAGAUCAUUAAGAGCUGUAUCACCAGAUAGAGUACCAUCGAGAGGAAGUCACAGGACCAGUAAUUCAUCAAUUGCAGAAAAAAUGAGGCAUCCUUCAAGAAUUUCGCCCGAACGUCAACCUAAAGAUAGAAGUAUCAGCCCCACGAAAUCUAUUUCUACAGAUACAUAUAUUUAUAAUAAGAAAGGUGAUGAUAACCAAUCACAUAGAAAAAUAUCAUCCACUACAGACAAUUUCAAGAAAACAGUAAGCCAGGAAACGAUUACAAUAACCAAAUCAAAGCAAAAUACCACCAACAAAUCAACAAAUAAGAAUAUCAUUACAACUAGUAACGAAAUUGUUACAGAUUUAGACGAAGAUUUAAUUAAAACUACAGAAAAGUCGCCCGUUGCUCCUGGUUCAAGACCAACAAGUUUAGAAUUAACAAGAAAACCUAAGAAAAUUACCGAUCGUUCGCCAUCCUCGCCUCUUACUGACACAAAAAAAUCUCCAACUAAGGAAAUUAGAAGAAGCAGUAGUUUUCGCUCACCAACAAAAGAACCAUCUUCUCCAACAAAAGCAAGUUAUCCUAGAUCUCCGACAAAGGACACACCAUCCACUAAAAACCUUCCUGAGGAUAGGCAUUUGAAAAGAACCGACACGUAUGAAGAGAGAUGUCGACAAAUUCUUGGUAUCACUGAAGUAACCGAAAAAAGGAAAUCCAGCUUAGAAAGAUCGGGUAGCAAAAGAAAUUCUUUAAGAAGAAACAUUUCUUCCCAACUUGUCGAUACAAUUGAAACAAUAACGAGUCCUUCCAAAAGUCCAACAAAAGAGAGACCAGUGAGUCCAACAAAAAGCAAAAGUCCAACAAAAGAGAGACCAGUAAGUCCUACAAAAAGUAUAAGUCCAACAAAGGAAAGACUAUUAAGUCCAACAAAGGAAAGACCAUUAAGUCCAACAAAAAGCAACAGUCCAACAAAGGAAAGACCAUUAAGUCCAACAAAGGAAAGACCAUUAAGUCCAACAAAGGAAAGACCAUUAAGUCCAACAAAAAGCAACAGUCCAAUAAAGGAUAGAUCAGUAAGUCCCACAAAAAGUCAAAGUCCUGUUAAAGAGAGACCAAUAAGUCCGACAAAAGAGGGGACACUUAGUCCAACAAAAGGUAAGAUCCCACUAAAAGAGAGGACAAUGAGCCCAACAAAAAGUCUCACAAAAGAAAAACUGGAAAGUUCAACAAAGGAGAGCCCGGAAAAAAUCAAAAGCCCCGUAAAAGACAGACCUGAAAGUCCAACAAAAAGUCGUGAUGAUAUAGAUUAUGCAGAAAUUACAACUACUUUCACCAGAGAGACCGCAUAUAACCGUGAAGAUCAAGACAUUUCUCCAAUAAAGAAUCGGCCUUUGAGCCCUACCAAAGGCAAUCAAAUUAGCUCGAAUGAGGAUCGACUAUCAUCAAUUGUAACGUCUAUAAAAACAGACACAUUAAUUUCCACUACAAAUAGAGAUGAAACUGUAAUUACUAAUGAGAACAAAGAAUCUAUAAAACAGAUAGAUGAAUUUACUCCAAAAAGGAAGAAUAUUUCCUCCAACAAAAAUACCAAUGAAAAUGUUAUCGAGAGUACUGUUAUAACAUCCGAAUAUGAUACAGAAUUAAUUGAUAGUACUACAACUUCAAGAUCCAAAUCUACAAAGAAGCCUGGAAACAAAAAGGUAUCUAACCAAACUUCUGAUUCACCAAUUAAAAGUAAGCAAGCGCUUGUUGAAGAAAAAAAUACAGAUAAGGUUGUACUGGAAGAUAUAAUUAAUAUUGAAGAAACUAUCACAACUGAUGGUAGCAAUUAUAUUUCAAAAUACAAAACUUCUAAGAAAACUUCAACAGAUGAAAAACCUCAAAGAAAAGAUUCUCAUCCAAAGGAAGAAUUUCCUACUCAGUCCAAAAUGCCGUCUAAACAUCCAUCCAAUAAUAUCAACACCACUUCUAAAUUUAUUUCGCAAGAAAAAAUCAGCACGGAUAUACAUUCAAGUAUGGAAGUUAUAGUUGACGAAGAUGAUGUUAAAAAUAUUUCAGAGACAGAGUAUGAUAAAAUUCCAAUUUCUAAAAAAGCACCAAAAACAGCACCUACAAGCGAUCUUCCAAAAACAAAAAAAGUUACUAAAAACAUAUCUGAGGAAAUAAAAAGUACAGUUGGUAUGGAUAAUAACAGAAAUAAUACCACAGAUAAAAGUCCAAGAGGCAGUGAAAAAGAAAAUAUCAAGCCAAAAGGGAAGUUACCUUCUGACAAAGAAAAGUCGGUAACCGAAGUAGAAGCUAGAGAAAUUAUGAUAAUAGUUGAUACUGAUAAUAAAAUCCAAUCAACAGGUGAAGUUUUGAAUCAGCAAAAAGAAGAAAGUAAUGACUUUAUCAGAACUGAGCAAGUACAGAGAGAAGUGGAAGAUAAAAAUAUAUGUUAUAAAAAAUCCACUACAGAUACAAAAAUCAAUGAAUCAGAAGUCGUCACUCCAAAAACUUCUCCACAAUCUAAACAAGUGAUUAACAAAUCUGGAGAAAAUAUAAAGAAAUCAAUAAUAUCAAAGGAUGAUGAAGAAACUAUAAUUGAUGAAUUUGUAGUGACAGAUGAGUCAGAUAAUCCUAAAAUUAUCAUGGGUAAACCAGUACCUAAAGAUACAAAACCAAUAAAAAAAGGCAAAGAAACACUGACUGAAAGUGUUAAAAUAAAUGCAAUCACUAAACAAGACGAUACAGUUAUAGUAACUGAUGAAUUUGAAAUUGUUAAUAAACCGAAUCAACAACCGCUGAAAAAUGAACUAGGUAUAACUGAAUAUCCGCCACAAAGCAAAAAAACCAUAUCUAAAAAGAUCUCCCAAGAAAAAAUUACUCCAAAAUCAAAACCUGUUACGCAGAAACCAAAACCAUCAGAGUUUCCUUCACAAAUUAAAAAAGACAAAAGACCUGUAAAUAAGGAACCUAUAGUCACUGAGAAAUUCUUUGAACCGAUUUCGUAUGAAAACAAAGUUCCUGUAGAAGAGCCGUUAAUGAUUAAAAAACAUAUAAAUCCACAUUGUAGAGAAGACGAGGUUGAAAAAACUGAAAUAACCAAAACAACGACAUCAAAAAAAGUGGAAAAAUCUACUCAAAAAGAACUUCCUCUCAACAAGCAGAAAGAAGUAAAGAAAAUUGGGAAACAUACUGACAAGAACACAGAAAAUUCGAUUCAACGUAAACCUAUAAAUGGUAUAAGUGAAUAUAAAGAUCAAUAUUCUAAGCCGAAGCCAACACCAAAAGGACCUUCUAAUAAAAUUAAAAAUACGAUACAAGAAACAACAAAGAUUAUUCACAAAAAUUAUGAUGAAAUAAGCCCUGCACGAAAUAAACCGAUCACCAAACCCUUAGUUAACGGUAUUCAAAAACCUAAAGAAACGCCAAGACCAUCCAAACCUUCAGCAGUAACAGUCAAUUCAGCCAAAGUAACUAAGUUAGAUACGACGGAAACAGUUACUAGAAGAACUAAUAAAAUAAUUGUGUCAAAGGAAAAUAUGAGUCCUCUACAAAAAUCUAAGAAAGAAAUAGGAAUGAAGAAUCCUGUAAAAUUAUCUACUGUUACUAAAAACAAAUCGUCUCAACCUGAUGAAUUGAUCACCAAGAAACACGUUGUUACAACAACAAUUACAUUAAAAGACAACAGACAACCAAUUACAACGAAGCCAAAACUAACAACAAAAAUUACAAAAUCUGAAAGAAAUCGAGUAACUGAUCUUAAACAGAAACAUAUAAAUGAAUAUGUAUCUACUGAUACGGAUGAUGAGAAGAUAGAAGAAAACGUUGAAAUUACUAGAAGAACAAUCAACAAGAAACCAGAAAAGAAAUGCAUAACUACUAAAACUGUAAUCAUAAACAAUAAUGGUGAACAAAGACAAGUUAUUGUCGAUCUACAAAGAUCCAAAUCAUCCAGAGAGCCGACUCCAGAUAGAAUAUGUCCUGUUCCUACUAGUAAUGGUGAAUAUCAAUUUCCAAGAUAUCCUGAUGAAAUUUUAGAACCCGAUGAUGAUGAGAUACGUAAAAAACCGAAGCGUCUCUCUGAUAUACCGUUAAUGGAAUCAGAAGAUGUUAAUGAUUUCAGCAGAAUAACAGAAAUUACUGACACUAAGGUAGUUACUGAUAUAGAUAAAGUAGAAGAAACAGAUGAAAGUCUUUUAAGCGUUAAUAAAAAGAUAAAUUUGUUUUUGGACAACGUGGAUAGAGUUAAGCAAGUUAAAAAUAAACCUUUAGGUCCUGCUCCUAAAGUAGAAAGACCCAAAUUGGAUGUAAGCGAAGGUUUAGAAUCAGAUGAAUGCUUAUUAAGUGUGUCUGAAAAAGUCACUAAAUUCGUGAACGCAGCUGAUCAGUUCAUGAACGUUCGGGAUAUACCUGAACGACCAAAAAGUCCGAGAUGUAAAAAUUACGAUGAGAAAAAUACUACUGAAACUUUUAUUAAAACCGAGCAAAAAAAUUUGGAAAAUCAAAGUACGAACUUAGAUACAGGAAAAAUAUCUCUAAACAGUUUAGAAAAAAUUAAUAAUAAAAUCUCGAAAGAUUCCAAACCUAAUAGUGAAAAUAGGGUACCAAGUCCAACUAAGUUCAAACCAACUCUUGAUACAAUAGAUAAAUCUGAACAAAAACAUCCCAAAUAUAAUACAAUCACUAAAAAAAUAUCGUUAGAAAAUUUGGAAAUAAAAAGCUCUGUAAAAACUUCCGAAAAUGUUGUGAAACCAUCACCAGAGAAAUCGCAAUCUAGAGAUACCAUUACCACCACUGAAACUAGAGAAACGCGUACUGGAAGCAGAGAUUUUUCUCCCGAGGAUAAAGGAUAUAAAAACAGAUUAACUCCAGAAAGAAGAUCUCCUGACAGAAAAUCACCUGCUACAAACAACAAACCAGAAACUCCCGUUAAACGACCUUCAAAUGAAUAUGGGUCCAUAAAACAUAUAAAAACUCAAGACAAAAUCUCCACUAACAGGGAUCAUUCGCUAGUUGAUGAUACUACUCCAAAAACAAGUAAAGCUAAUAUAGUAGAGGACAAAAAAACUUUCUUAAGCUCUACAGGGAGACUUAGAAGUACAGAAAGUAUAAAAAAAGCUCGAGCGAUUUUUGAAAAUAUAUCCAAAGAGCAAGAACCGACCAAAAGUCCCCUUAAAAAUAAAUCUGUAUCUAAAAAGCUGAAUUACACUGAGGAUAUUCGCAAGAAGGAAACUACUUCUGAAAUUGAUAGAGCACCUUUAGACAGAAAUACAACAGUUUAUAGUCCUGAUUCUAAAUCCACUGAUAGAAACGUAACAUCAAGUUUUGAUGUUUACAAAACGAACGGUGACUUGCCUCACUAUAUGUUACCGCUACAUAGAAACGAAGAAACCCACGAUAAAAUCACUCAUGAAUCAAGAACUGUUAAAACAAAAUCAGAUAUUAUAUCUACGACUAGAAAUAUCUCUCGGUCAAAUUCACCAGAUUCUCUAUCUGAAUCUAGUGAUGUUCCUCAUUAUAUGCUACCUUUAGAUAGAAGCGUCCAUACACAUUCUACUCCUAGAGCUAGUCAACACAGAUCUAAAUCUCCAGAGGAAGAUAGACCAAAAAAUAGAACACCAGAAGUUCAUUCUAAAACUGGUGAUGUUCCUCAUUAUAUGUUGCCAUUGAAACACGAUAUACAUACUCACAGUCACGAAACUAAUUCAGUAACAAGAGAAAGUAGAACUAAAUUUCAAGCCACUGGAAGAGAUAAUUCGCCAGAUGUUCGUUCUGAAACUGAUGAUAUUCCUCAUUAUAGAUUACCUUUAGAACGAAGUGUACACACUACUACAAGUGAAAUGAAGGAUACUAGAUUUAGGUCGAAGUCUCCUGAGAGAACUAAAACUGAUAAACCUCAUUAUAUGCUACCUUUGGACCAUCACGUUACUAUUACGACAACAAGAGUUAGUAGACCGACAACUAGAUCUCCCGAAAGAGAUAGUCCAAGAAAUAGGUCACCAGAAAAUCAAUACGAAAAUAUUCCACAUUAUAGACUACCCAUAGAUCGAAGUGUGCAUACCCAUACUUCAACAAAUAUAAUAAAAGAAAGCAAAAGUGGAAGGUAUAGUUCUAGAAGUAAAUCACCAGAAGAUCGAUCUGAAUCUGGUGAUGUUCCCCAUUACAUGCUACCAUUGGAUCGGAGCAUUAAUCCUGAUAAAAUCAUCACUAGUUCAACAAGAGACGAAAACAAAUCUCCUGUAAGAGAUGGUUCAAGAAAUAGAUCACCGGAUAGUAAAUUAGAAACUGAUGAUAUUCCUCAUUAUAGAUUACCGUUAGAUAGAGAUGUGCACGUCCAUACUACUACCAGUACAGUCAGAGAAAGCAGAAGUAAGACUAAAUAUCCUGAAAGGCCCAGUACAAGAAGUAGAUCACCAGAUAAUCGAUCAGAGACUGGUGAUGUACCUCAUUACAUGUUACCACUAGAUAGAAAUGUACAUCCUGAUAAGCUAGUUGAUACAAGCAUAACAAGAGAUAGUAGACACAGAAGUAAAUCCCCUCAGACAGAUAGCUCAAGAAAUAGAACACCAGAUAAUCGAUCUGAAACUGGAGAUGUUCCUCAUUACAUGUUACCCUUGGAUCGCAGCGUGCAUCCUGAUAGGAUCGUUACAAAUUCAACAAGAGAUGAAACAAACUCACCUGUAAGAGAUAGUUCGAGAAAUAGAUUACCGGAUAGUAAAAUAGAAGCUGAUGAUAUUCCUCAUUACAGAUUGCCUUUGGACAGAGACGUGCAUUUCCAUACUAUUACUAGUAAAAUCCGAGAAAGCAAAACUAGAUCUCCUGAAAGGCAUAGUACAAGAAGUAGAUCACCAGAGGAUCGAUCUGAAACUGGUGAUGUACCUCAUUACAUGUUACCACUAGAUAGAAAUGUACAUCCUGAUAGAAUCGUUGCUACAAAUUUGACAAGAGAGAGUAGACACAGAACUAAAUCUCCUCAAACAGAUAGUUCAAGAAAUAUAUCACCAGAGGAUCGAAGUGAAACUGGCGAUAUUCCACACUACAUGUUACCCUUGGAUCGCAACGUACAUCCUGAUAGUCCAACAAGGGAUGGAACUAAAUCUCCCGAAAGAUGUAGUCAAAGAAAUAGAUCACCGGAUGGUCGUUCUGAAACUUCCGAUGUUCCUCAUUAUAUGUUACCGCUAGACAAGAAUUCACGUCCGCACAGUGCCCCCACAUCAAACAUUGACACAAGAGCUACAAAAUUUGGAAUCACCUUGAGGAAAGUAAAUAUUGGUAGUCCUGUAAGUAAGCCAUCGAAACCAAGUCUUCAUAAACUUCCGUCAGAAACAAAAUUUGUCAAUAUCGAGUCUAUAACAGAAGAAGAUAUUGAAGAUAUUUUUGAUCUAGAAAUUUUGGAAGAAUUGCUCCAGAAAAUUGAAAUUUAUGAACUGCGUAAAAUGAUAAGAACACAAAUACGAUUAAUAAAGUCGCUAAUAUCAGAGAACACACUCACCACAUACAUAAAAGAAAGGAGACAGUUAAAAUCCAAACAAGAAACCAUAACUAAAAAGUCUUCAUAUACACGAAAAUAUUCUGAUCAAAAUAUUGAAACGAGAAAAACUACAUCACGUAACACAAGUCCAGAAGCAGUCAAAAAUAUUUCACCUACUAGAGAAAUAACAAGAAAACCAGACAAUGAACGAUCGAGUCCGGAGAGAACAGGAGCGCGUGAAACUAUAAAAACUACAACUACGACCACUACCAGAUACAGUCCUACACGACAGCAAAGCCCUUCACGAUAUUCUAGUCCUAACCAUCCAAUUUCGGGUAAAACAGAAGUGACAACAGAAGAGAUAAUACGAAAAUCGAGUCCAGAAAGAAUUACAAAAACUAAAGUAACCAAGACGUCCACUAAAACUGAACAAACACGAAAAUUAAGCACCGAAAGAUCAUCUACUACGACUGUAUCAAGUACAGAACGUAGAAAUAUUUCACAUGCACCAGAUAAAAGCUCACCUAAGCUUGAUACCAAAACCGGUUAUUCGAUUCUGAAAAAAACUGAAAUACAUCAAAAGAAAAUAGAAGACGAUAAGCCGGAAUGGGUAAAACAGAGAAACCUCAAGAAAGUAUCGUCACCAAAUACGAAUGAAAAGAUUAGUACCAAUGUAAGAAGAACUGUAAAAGAAGAGAAUAGGAUUAUCACCGUUGGUUGUGAGCCUACUGAUUCAAUAACUUCUAGUUAUGGUGUUGGACCUACCGAUGAAAAUGGUACUCCCUUAUUUGGAUUAAAGGCUUUGAGGACGCAGCAUAACGGCACAACUAAAGUUCAAGGCACCUUCGUUAAGAGUGAAUACUAUUCAGAAAAUGGUAACGCACCUGUCGGACAAAUAAGCGUUACGAAAUAUUCGACAGAUCCGAGAGAUUUAAGUACCGAAGAACAAAUUCAAAAUAACGAUUUGAUAACAAGCGUAACAACUACUCAACAAUUUGGAUACGAAAACACUCCGUCCUUGGAAACACUCACAAAUAAAAAGGGAAAACAAAUAGAAGAUACUGUAAUUGGAGUAAACAAAACGUCAAAUUUUAAACGACAAAAUUCAGUGAAAGCCCUUUCCCAAAAGUUCAUUGACACUGCAGUAGAUUCUUUGAAAAACGAACGGCAAACGUCCUAUCCCAAGGCAGGUCUAAUUUUGCGAACGUCAAGUUUUAAAGAAUCUAAAAGUGCUCCAAGUGAAGAGGACAUCCCAACUGACGUUUUAACAGCGACUAAAACUUCUAAAAAAACUACAACGACGACUACAACAAGCGGUGGCACCUUUCUUAGUAACAAAUCCACUAUUUCAGGUGUUCAAGACGUGAUAACUAGAAUGAAGACUGAAGAAUAUCAAGAAGGUGAUACCUCAGAAGAUAUUGAAGCUAAAAGUUUGCUGAAUAAGUUUAUAGGAUCUCAAGUGAUACUAUCUGGUAUGGAAAACCGAAGUACUUCCAUAAAAACUUCGAAAACUUCCACGUCUGACAUCGUACCAACAACAAGUAGUGCAAGAAAAACCAUCAAAAUAACUACAACAGCAACGGAGGGUGGUAAAACUAAAACAAAAACAUUAGUAUUCCAGAGUCCUAUUACAGAAGAAGAACUAGAAAAUAUUUGGGACGACCAAACUCUUCGGCUGUUACUUGAACAAAGUACACAAUACGAAGAAAGACGUGUCAUAAGAAAUAGACUACGUACAGUUAUGGCAGAACAAGAAGCUUGUGCAGAACUAGUGGAAAAAGCAAGUCAGGAUCCAUCUGAAGGAAAAAUAGAGGGUGAGUCACUUCUUCUUCCUCUUCUUCAAGGCUUAUUACAAGCACCAGAGAAAGAUCAAACUGCUGAUUCUGGUACAGAAUCCGGCGAAGACCAAAGAAACAGUCUAAUCGCCGAAGUACAAAAUGCUCUAGAUAAAUUAUCGCAAAGUUUAUGUAGGGAUUCUACGGAUAUAUCUGAAGAGAGACGCAGUUCUUUGUUGUAUCUAGUAACAAAAUUGCAAGCAGGUCUUUCCACUGCGGUACCUAAACUAGAAAGGAGAUUAUCUAGUGAGCCGGGAAGAUUUAAUAAACGAAAAAAUAGACAAAACAGACACACAGUCGGAGUAAGUUCUGAAGAAUUGGCUGACGCUAGACGACUUAUGGAAGAAAUUUCUGGUCAUACAAUAGCGCCAUCUAAUUCUCACAAGGAAGAACUCAAUUUACUUAAACAAAAGUCUGAAACGAACAUUUCGAAUUCCUCUAAUGUGAUUAGCGUACCAAAGUCCAACGAUAUCGAGCCUACUAUACUAAGUAAACAGAAUUCUGAUAGCAGCGUUACCAGUAAUCGUUCCAUCAAUAAAUAUCUAAAUAAAUCGUCGGUUAAAAACACAACACCAAAGCCUUUCGGCAGUUCUAAUAAUAGCAUAUCUAAUAAUUCAUCCACUGCUCAAACUCCAGAUAUUGCAGAGCUUUUCGACGUCUUUUUCACCGAUGAAACACCUUACGAAGCUCCUAAAUCUCUUAUUCCAGAUACAUUUACAGAAGAACGUAGUCCUAACAUCCAACCAACUAUUAUAGAAUCGGGAUAUGAAGAUCAAGAUAAAACGAAGCCAUUACAAUACAAUCCAGUCUAUACAAAACCAGAUUCCUCUUAUCUCCCUUCAAUGGAUCAUACAAAAGAGCAAGGACCACGAUUUAACACAGAAAUCAAAAAGCAAAAAAUGAAACGUGCCAACACUAUCGAUAUACCAAAACCAUUGCACUACUAUGAAGAAUCAGAUGAUUCUGACGGUGAAACUGAAGCUCAACAACAUAAAAAUAAUUACUAUGCUCUUAGAGGACCAAUAAGAGUCGGUAAUCCAAUAAACAAAAAACCAGUACCAACUUUCGAACCAAAGACUGCUACAGAUCAAAAAUUCUUAGCGUUCCUAAAUAAAAAUCAGAAUUCGGAUGCUGUAAAUAAUAAAAGCACCGCUUGGACAAACCAAAAAAAUAGAGCACAAGUAUGGGAGAACAGAUUUGGUAAUAUCAAAAAUAACUUUGAAAACGUUAGUAGGAUACCGAACAACACGGUUAAAAAUUUUUGGAAAACCCAAGACGAUGCUAUAAUGGCUCGUACAAAUCAAUUCGGACCUAAAAUUAGUAGGCAGAGUGCUAGAAAUUUGCAACAGAUGUUUGAAGAAAAAAGAAGGGAGUCUCAAGAGAGAAUCGAACCACCACAGGUUCAAAGAGUAUCAAAAGAAAUUUUACCUGUCAAAGGUAAACAGGACACUAUAACCGGAAAAUUAUCCGUGAAAACUGAACCAGAGAAAACCUAUAAAUUAGUACCAGGUCCGUUACCGGUUAAUAAAUUUUCACACGCUCCUCAAUCUGCUUUUAAACCUAUCCCUAAAAGGAUACAAGAUCAACGACAAUAUCAACCGAAUUUGGAAUCACAAGAUAUACUUAAAACAGAAAUAAAAGAAAAUAAUGAUACUUCAUUAUUUUUAUACAGCCCCAAGCCAUUAUACAGUUCGGAGUCCAGUUCGCCAGCUAUAUCUCCUAAUAUAACGAAACCUUGGCUAUCAAAUGAUGUCGAUAAAAGUAAUAAAGUUAUAAGUAUCACCGCAAAAAAAUUCGAAGCUGCUUCUCAACAAAACGACGUGCAUGUAGUUAAACCGAGAAAACUUAGCAGGGAAUUAACAUCUGCCUUUAUUUCCCCAACUCCAAAAGAAAAACCUACUACUUCGUAUCUUCCAAGAAACGAUAUCAAAAGUAGUACUGUAAGAAAGUUGAGUGAUCAGUACAAUAACAUCGGCAGCAAAGCUCCAGAGUAUUCCAGUCAUACAAGUGUAACAUACCAACCAGUUAAUUAUCCCAGGAACCAUCACUCUUUCACAGCUGGAAGUACAACUAAUAUUUAUGGUAAACCUCAUCAAAAUAAUACCACUUAUAAUCAAUCAUAUUUAAGACAAAAAAGUUUGGAAAGUAACGUAAUUAAGCCACAGACUAUUUAUCAACACGUACCUGGUAAAGAGGAUACAUUCAAUACUCCUGAGAACGUAUAUACAUCGACAUUAACGUUUAAUCCUAAUAUUCAAAACGUAGAAACUAUAAAUUCUCCUCCAAAAUUACAAACUCAACUUUCUAACGAAAGCGUUCAUGAAUAUACGGCGAUAAACAGUAAAGUUAUGGGAGUACCAGUUAGUCAACAAGCUGUUACAAUAAGACAAAAAUCUCCUAUGACACGAAACGAACACGACAUGGCCGCAGCAUUCAGCUUGAAGAAAGCUCUCACCGGCAUCGGAAAAGGAGAUAACAAAAAUUCGAAGACUUCUCCCAUUAGACAGAACCCAAGUUAUAACUCUCUCGAACCCACAAAGAUCAACGAAACAUACAAUAACAAUUUUACAUCUAAAGUAUCAGAACCUAAAACAAUUUUAAUAAAUCCUCCAAAUAACAACGAUACUAAGGCAUUUGGUGUUGUGAAACCCAUGCAACAGAAGCAAUCUUAUGAUAUAAAACCAACUCAAAACAAAUUUCGGAAUACUUCGGCUCACAAUCAACAAUUUGUGGAAAUCAACGAAAAAGGUCAAGGUGUAGUGACGAGUAAAUUUCACAUACCCAUAGUAAACGUUGAACCCACUUCACCUGGUAUUCACUCACCUAGUGCUAUAUCCCCCAUACCUAAAGGUAUCAGUAAAUCAGAUUCUUGGCAUCAAAUUUGUAUGGCCAGUCAAUCACCUACUAGAUCACCGCCUACUAGAAACGUAAUUAAAUCUAAAUCUAGUCACAGUCUGGCAGUACCUCAAAGACAAUUCGAGGCCGGAAUGUCAAAAGACGAAUUAGUGACGAAGAAAAAAGCCAUGGAAGCGUAUUUAAUAGGAGGGGCUAGUUCACCGAAGCAAAAACCUAACGAGAAAAUUGUAAAAACUAGUAUAAAUAGGAAACAAACUUCAGAAAAACAAUCUGCGUUCAAAUCUACCGGUAUAUCAAGAAAAAACGUGAGUGUUGAAAAAACAACUACGAAAAAUCCAACUGCAACUACAACCACAGUUACUAAGGUUACUACUCAACAACAAAUAACGAAAAAGCCUCUAUCCCCAUUCGCAAAAUUCCAACAACUGGAUAAGCAAAACAGCCUCAAUACUCCACCAGGUACCCCUGGUACCCCAAAGAGUCCUGGAAAUGGUCCCCUUUUUAAAUUUACCGAUCCUGCAGUCAGCCUAUCGGCGGCUACCAUCAAAGAUCGUCUGUUAUUUUGGUGUAGAAUGAAGACAAAGGAGUAUGAGAACGUUCAACUAGACAAUUUCUCUACCAGCUGGGCGGAUGGACUAGCAUUUUGUGCCCUCAUACACCAUUUCCUACCAGAUGCUUUUGACUAUCAUGCAUUAACGCCAAAAGACCGAAGACAUAAUUUCGAACUCGCUUUCAGAGUUGCCAGUGAAAAGGCUGAUAUCUUUCCUCUACUUGACGUUGACGAUAUGAUGGCUACUCGAAGGCCUGAUUGGAAAUGUGUAUUCACUUAUGUACAGUCUGUUUACCGACGCUUCAAAGAUGAAGAAAUCUAAAAUUUCAAAUAAUUGUUUGUUUUUAUAUGUUUGUACAAAUAUAGAUAGUAGUCAUUUAAAAAUGUUAGGAGCGUAGUAGACUUUUAAAAAACAUAAUCAAAAUGAGAUAAAUAUUUUAGUUACAACUGAAAUACUGUCGAUUGCUAGAAAAAAAACGAGGUACAAGGUAAAUAUACAAGGUACAUCACAGUCAGUUGAUGCCAGUUUGGAGAAUUUUUUCUCUAGAUUAAAGAAAAGUGUAUCGUAAUGUUUUCAUUUGAAAAGAAUAAUAUUAAAUCACAAAUAAUUUAAAAUGAGUUGCAAUAUAAAUAUAUUUUUCUAAAAAAGUCGAUAUAUUGCAUGCUGGGAUAUGUACAAUAAUUUACAAAUGACUUUUAAAUUUAUAUUUUUACAUUUAUUAUUUGCAAAUUAAUUUUUUUCAUGGUACCUUGGAAAACGUGUUAUACACAAAGUUACGUUACCCUUGUUACAAUAAUCUCGAUCACUGGGAAGUGUAUGAUACGCUGAGAAAAUGAGGAAUCAAAAAGAAUUUGUGAAAUUAUAACGCAAUAGUCGUGUUUUAUCUUCACUUCCUUUACUUAUCGAUUUAUUUCUUCAACAAUAUUACCAGAAAUGUAAUUUUGUCUAUUUCACAAGCGGUGAAUUUAACGUUUUCACUUUUCUUCUUGUCUCCCAUUCUGUCAAGAUGAAUUUCAAUGGACUCUGCAAUAUCUGGCACAAUCGGCGAAGAAACCUAAUUCUUCAUCUCGUCAAAGUUUUCUUCGUCCGUCAAUUCAUCUGCUUCAGGAGGAAAAGCAGUUAUAUUCGCCUCAAUUUCUUCGGAAAAUAAAUAUUCAUGAGCUGCCUCUAGGAUUGUAAAAACGUUUGGCUUUUUUUUCGACAUUUUUGAAUAUAGAAACUAAAAUAAAAAAUUUAAAUAAUAUUCCAAUACCGCUUCAAAUCAAGUGAAAUAGUUGUUAAAUUAUUAGCUAAAUUCUAAAUAACAAUGUAAAAUAGCAAAAUAGUAAAAGUCUGAUAUCCUCAAACGAGGACGCAGAAUGCUAAAAGGUGGAACAUAUGUUUCAAAAAAAAAAUUCAACUGAUAACCAUCCAUUAGGCUAUUUUCUUUCGCACAAACGUUUAAAAUAAUUAACAAUAUUAUUUAAUUCAAAGUGUUGAUUAAUUUUAGGACACUUAAUGUACCUUGUAUAUUACAAAUUCUCCGUUUAAAUUUAAUCAAACUGUUAAAAAUAUUUGUAUUAUGUUGUAAUUUUAAAAUCUAGCACAUGGAACUAUAUGUGUAGUGCAUUUGUUAGAUGUUAACUUGCUCUGUGAUUUUCCAGAAGCAUUUCGAGAGAUGUGAUCUCUUUCUAAAAAGUGAUAUUUCUUACAAUUUUUUUACCUUCAUCUGCCCAGCUGUCAAUUUAGUUCCUUAGGAUACGUGUUUGCAAGAGAAAUUAUUUAAUUUUCUAUAGAUUUCAAUGAACAUAAACUUUUUUUUGUUGAACAGAAAAUUAAAUAACAAGGAUUCUUACAGCAUUUACUUAUACGCGCUUAUUGAUUUACUUACAUUUUUAUUCAUAGAGGGAUGUUGCUUGUUAUAUUCUUACUCUAAUAACCGGCGUUUGAAGAAAAUUUGCUAACAUUUUUUAUAUAUACAUAAUUGUAUUUGCUGAGUAUUUUUACUGUCAUGCCCAACUGCACGAUAACCAUCGUUUGUUAAGCACCUUUAUAUACUUAAUUUUAAGGUAUUAUUUAUAUAUGUAUCAUCAUUCAACUAAUAAAUGUUUAGAUUUU
Diorhabda carinulata is the source of this 16890-nucleotide messenger RNA. Its product is annotated as mucin-2. The record is from RefSeq and is a predicted model, not a curated record. Gene Ontology annotation, cellular component: filamentous actin; microtubule organizing center. The coding region runs from base 262 to 15114 and encodes 4950 amino acids. NCBI's taxonomy places the organism in Eukaryota, Metazoa, Arthropoda, Insecta, Coleoptera, Chrysomelidae. Gene Ontology annotation, biological process: actin cytoskeleton organization. Gene Ontology annotation, molecular function: protein binding. The transcript is spliced from 18 exons.